AUGGCGACCCGUAUGUCAGCAACUCCGCUGCCAGCAACGAACGGCGAGACCCACGCGCGGGGUCCUCAAGGCACCACAUCGAGCGAAACUCCUACAACACCUGCGCCCUCCGUGAAUCGCAAGAAGCAGAAGCGUCGACAAAAACAAGCUGCCCGCUUAGCCGCGGAGCAUCCAGACACUUGCGCCGCCGGAGAUGCGGACAUGCUAGCAACAGAUGAGCAUCACUCGGGCGACGAAGACCACGAAUAUGACCUCGCAAAUCACGACCAUACAGCGGCAGGUGGUACUUACGGAUAUGCGUCACCGCAACACGCCCGCGGACCACCCACGAUGAAUGGACCCGAGGACCACCAAGCUACUUCAGGCGAGACAUCGAAAAGGAAGAAAAAUAGGAAAGGCCGAUCUAACUCACACAAUAUCGCUGAUCGAAGCUCAACUCCGCUUUCAAACCCCUCCGCCACAUACUCUCACCCCCCGCCUCCCCCUCAAGCCAUGCCAUACAUCAGUCGAUUCACCGGAAAGCCUAUGAAAACUAGCAGCAUCUGGAACCAGUCGACCCUAGAAGAACGCGAAAAUAUCAGGACGUUCUGGUUUGAGCUCGGCGAAGAAGAGCGACGUCAGCUUGUCAAGGUCGAAAAGGAUGCUGUUCUGAAAAAAAUGAAGGAACAACAAAAGCACUCUUGCAGUUGUACAGUUUGUGGAAGAAAACGAACCGCAAUUGAAGAGGAGCUUGAAGUUCUCUAUGACGCAUACUACGAAGAGCUGGAACAAUAUGCGAACAAUAAUCAAGGCGCAUUUGAUGAAGGAGCUCCCAUUAUUCCUCCCCCUCGACUUUAUCAACCACCUCUUCGAUCACCAGGGCAACAUACUCGAACGCAGGGCCAGUUUCAUCCAUCACGGAGCCGGGUUGAGGAGUUACCCGAAGAUGAAGACGACGAGGAAGAGGAUUAUGAUGAGGAAGAUGAAGAGGAGGAUGAGGAAGAUGAUGAGGAAGAGGAGGACGAGGAUGACGAGGAGCUUUACAGUGAUGAUGAUCUGGAGGAUGACGAAGCUCGAGCAGCCCGCGCUGAUUUCUUUGCAUUUGGUAACAGUCUAACUGUAAAAGAUGGAAUCCUUACAGUUGCAGAUGAUCUGCUAAAAAACGAUGGCAAGCACUUUAUCGAUAUGAUGGAGCAAUUGGCCGAACGGAGAAUGCAAAGAGAGGAAGAUACACAAUACGGAAUAGCUGCUGCUCAUCAGUCUUUCCAUGGGCACAAUCAUGGUCCUUUAGAUGAUGAUGAUUAUGACGAUGAGGAAGACGAUGAGGAUUAUGAUAGUCAGGAGGAGGAAGAGUUUGAUGAGGACGAAAUGGAUGCUAUGACCGAGGAACAACGCAUGCAGGAAGGACGACGGAUGUUCCAAAUAUUCGCCGCACGAAUGUUUGAGCAACGAGUCAUGACGGCAUAUCGAGAAAAAGUCGCGGAACAGCGCCAAAAACAGCUAAUUGACGAGCUCCUUCAAGAGGAGACGUUGAAUGAGCAACGUAAUGCUAAAAAGGCCAGGGAAGCGCAAAAGAAGAAGGAUAAGAAGCGAUUGCAAAAACAAGCAAAGGAAGAGGAGAAAGCCCGCCGUGACGCCGAGAAGGCAGCUGAAGAGGCUGCUCUCAAGGCUGCGCAAGAGAAGAAACUCGAGGAACAGCGACUGAAACGUGAAGAGCAGCGAAAGAAACGCGAAGCCGAAAGGAAGGCCCAAGAGGAAGAGCGUGCUCGCAAAGAAGCUGAGAAGCAACGACGGCUCAGAGAAGAACGGGAACGACAAGCCGAAGCUGAACGCAAGCAACGGGAACAAAAAGAGGAGAAGAGGAAGCGAGAGGAAAUCAAACGCAAGGAAAAGGAAGAGCUGGAGAAGAAAGCUAAAGAGGAGCGUGAGCGCAAAAUGCGUGAAGAGCAGGCAAGGAAAGACCGAGACGCUGCCCGAGAGCAGGAAAUCCGAGAUCGCGGUGGAAAGCGCGAACAAGUCAGAACCUCGCCACCUCAUACUCUGCCAGGCGUUAUCCCAUACAGUGUUCAAUCUCCUCCCGGUUUCCUACAGUCUCCUCAUCAUCCUAUGGCGACACCUGUUAUUCCCAAGGUCUCGACACCGGGAAGAGCACGCCAACAGUCUCACCAUGGUUCUUCUACAUCUUCUCCUCACUCCCAACCUAAUAGUGCCGAUUCCUCUCACCACCCUUCCAUCUCCCCCCGUUCCAUGGGACAUCCGCAGUCAGGGGCAACUUUCAUUGCUAGGCAAUCUUAUCAACAGCCGCCAUUGCACCAUCCUCAGCCUUCGGCUCCUCUAUCACCUUUAGGGCGCGCCAAUCCUUCAGCAUUCUCAGGUCUUGGUGGUCUACCCUUCAAUCCCCCCGGCAUACCAGGAAUGGCUCCCCGAUCGACUCUUCCCCCAGAAUCGAUGUAUUCGUCGAAUGCUGGCAUGAUGAAUCCUUUGCGACCAUUCAAUGGAUCUGGCGGGAUACCUGUGCCUCCUGGGAUGAAUGGCGUCCGCCCCAUACCACCCGCCCGAGCUUUCCCAGCUGAUCCUGUGCACGGUAUUCCCUUCGCCGGCAACCAUGGAGUGCCCGGCGCAUUCCCUCUACAGCAAAGUGGACUGUCCAAAACCCACUCUAGGCAGCCUUCUAGUUCGUUUGACCGCUCUCCAUUGGAUUCUGGAGCCCAACCAUUCCCCAUCACACGCCCAAGCCCCAUUAAGCGCCCAUCCAGCUCAGCACACGACCGACAGAACAAUGGUAAUGCUUCAGUACAGCGAGAAGUCGAUGGCUUGAGUGCCCAUCUUGGUAGCAGUGCGCUCCUUGAUGACACUGAUGCUACAUAUCCAUCGAAUCUGUCUCAGUCCUUGCCCGGUGCUCCUGCGCCGGGGAUGUUCCCAGGCCCAACAAGAGCGAGCUUCCAAGGAGCUUCGUUGUUCUCGGAUUCUCUUGGAUCACCACACGCUAACUUCGCCAUGGGUUCUCCCAUUUGCAACCCUACAUGGGGCACACCGUUUGGAAGCUCCGCCUUCCCCGGAAGCGCUUCUGCAUGGGGACCCGCUUCGGCCGGAACUGGAUGGCCUCAGAAUAAUGCUUUUGCACCCGGCGGUCAUCACCGGCCGCAUACCUCCCGACCUGUGACAAUUCGCCUGUUGGUCAUCCAAGCAUGCAAGCAUCUCAACUCAAUGACUAGCCCGCAAAAGGGUACUGGAAGUUUCCAUGAUGUGAAUCUUGUUCUCGGCCAGGUAGAGCAGUUGCGCAGUUCCAGUGAACCACCGAUCUCGUUAGAUGAAAUGCUUGAUAUCUGCGACACAGAAGGUAGCCCCCACAAUGGUGGUGGCUCAUUCUCCAUCCGGGAAACCCCGAAUGGUCAAAGUGUCCGGUUCGAGCCUGAUCCCAGCAGCGCUGUAUCUGGUCAUCGGGGCAGCAUUGUGCCUGGCGAUAUUGGCAGCCCGAUCCCUAGUAAUAGCCACCCAGCUCCUUUUAGUGGGUUCGGGGGACCCUCCGUGCUGCGACAGUACUCUUCGCCUCAAACAGGGCUUUUCGGCGGGACUUCUCUAUCCUGA
Molecule: messenger RNA, 3567 nt
Organism: Penicillium paradoxum
Lineage: Eukaryota; Fungi; Ascomycota; Eurotiomycetes; Eurotiales; Aspergillaceae
Exons: 3
Coding region: 1-3567 (1188 amino acids)
Source: RefSeq, a predicted model, not a curated record